This is a messenger RNA of Penicillium verrucosum, 1302 nucleotides long. RefSeq names its product putative nuclear envelope protein Brr6. Gene Ontology annotation, cellular component: nuclear membrane; nuclear envelope. The transcript has 4 exons. The record is from RefSeq and is a predicted model, not a curated record. Bases 1 to 1302 code for a protein of 433 amino acids. Gene Ontology annotation, biological process: nuclear envelope organization; lipid homeostasis. NCBI's taxonomy places the organism in Eukaryota, Fungi, Ascomycota, Eurotiomycetes, Eurotiales, Aspergillaceae.
AUGGAAAAACGAACGGGAGAGAGUCCAAUGGACUUUGAAUGGCAAACUCGAGCCCCCGGCGACGUGACCUCGCCCUUCUACCAGCUUGGAGCGCAGCAUGAGAAGAAACCACAUUCGAAUCCCCCCCAGAAGCAAGCGCUACCCUCCCUCCGCGAACCAAACUCUCAACCUUUCCUCUUUUCACAGCCCCGACAACAACCCGCACCACUAUCGCCAAAGGCUAAAUUUGGCCAACCUGCUUUCCAGACACCACGGAAAUUUGAUGUAGAUUUCUCAUCAGGCGCCGAGAAUAUGUCGUCACCGGAAUAUGCAGACAAUGAGGAUACACCGGAGCAGCAGUACAAGUCAGGGAAGGGAACCUCGUCACUAUUCAACUUUCAUGGCCGGAAUCCGCAGAGCCCAGGGCGAGGUGAAAUCCCUCGGCUGACCCACCACUCCAACGCAGCCUUACACCGGAUACAAAAGAAACGACGGAGAGACAAGGAACUCGGCCGACAAAUACGAGUCGACAGCGAUGACGAUAGCGACCUAGACCGGCCCAGCAGCAGGGAACAGAAGUCGAUGAAAGCCACGAAGCAAGGAAAGGGACAGAAGCCUGACCAGGAGGGUCGCUCGCGGGUGUCAUCCUGGUCUGAGUUCUUCAGCAUGCUGGAGGCACACCCGAAUGUCCCCGCCAUCCUGUCAUGGUGGGCCCAGCUGGUGGUCAACCUGUCGCUGUUCUCUCUGGCCGUCUAUGUCGUCUUCGGAUUUGUGUCAGCCAUCCGCGGCGAGUUCGAGCAGGCUGCGCAAGAAAUGUCCGAUACUAUCUUGGCCGACAUGGCGGUCUGCACCAAAAGCUACAUCGACAACGACUGCGCGCGAUCGAAUCGCGCGCCAGCCCUGGAAACAAUAUGCGAGAACUGGGAACGGUGCAUGAAUCGUGACCCGGCGAAGGUUGGCCGCGCCAAGGUCUCCGCGCAUACGAUGGCUAUUAUCAUCAACAGUUUUAUUGACCCCAUCAGCUGGAAGGCGAUUCUGUUCUUCCUUGCGACUAUAUCCACCGUUACCGUCGUUAGCAAUUGCACUAUGCGCAACAUCCACCCCCCACCCCAAUCCAUGCACCCCCAGCUGCAGCACAACCCCUCAUUCGGGUACUACGGGCAGCAAGACCCUCGGCAAACCCAAGGCGUCCCCUACGACGAGAAACAAGAUCAGCCCCUGAUGCUUGAGAAUACACGGGCGAUGGACUUUGUCACUGAGCGCUCUCGUGAGCGCGAGCAGCACCUCCGGACACCGAGCCCAACCAAGCGCAGGUUUGCCUAA